CCAGAUUGCCUGGGGACAAGGACGCCAAUGAAGUGCAAAGCCUGCACCUCGCUUGAGCGAAGGUUUCGGUGAGAAGAAUGGUAGUGUUUCCAGGCAGGAGCAAAAAGAGGUUGGAGCUGCGGGGUGCGUCAAGAAUUGCGGCUCUGCUGGAUGGCGGCCCAAUUGCGAACCACCUGGACGCCUUACAGAAGGGCUGCCGCUGCUUUAAGAUUUCGCAGCGAUCCUGGGUCGCGGACGGGCAGCCUGGCCAACCAAUUUAGAGUCUACGGGUGGACGUACCUUCUUACUUUCAUAAAAUAACAUCGUCACGGUGGUCCACACAACACUUCUGCUUCAACAAGAUCCUCUUCUAUCUUGAAAGCACUGAACUCGGCUGCUCUUUUCCCCGCCGGUUGCAUUUGCUGGUUCCUUACAGAACUUCGGACCCCCGCUUUUUCCGUCCUUCUCCCACCAUUCAGAGCAAAACCCCUCAUUGCCAAGCCCUCCCAGUUCGAGCGGGCGAGUGGCCAAUCACAGCGCACUCCAUAGAAUGCUCGUUGAGCAGCUCGGUCCAUCUUAACCUCACCAUCAAACAGCUCCCAGCACACUGUCGCACCACCACCGCGGUCAGAGAAUAUUACACAUCUAAUAAUGGACUUCAGCAAGAAAUGGAAUGAGCACCUUCGGCGGUCAUCGGCCAAAAAAAUCAACUGUCCCGACUGUAGCGAGGAUCCUCAAUAUGUCCAUGAAACAUUCGAAAAACACCAAUAUGAAAAGCAUUACGAAACAGUCCACGUCAAGUCGCUGAACGAAAAGAGCACCGACAAGGAAAAGAAGGAGCUGAUAUCCACUAAAUGGAAAGAAGCUCCCCCAAUAGAGAGAGAGGCGAGCAAACCCGCCAUACGCAACUUGGAUCCCAGUUCAAAAGAUGCAAAGGCCGUGACAUCCUCCACACAUAUAUCCAAUCAGAGGCCGUUAGAUCCAGACUCUGGUGCUCCCGGACCGGAUCGACCCAGCAGGAGAUCGACUCCGGAUUCAAAAAGCCAACCAUCCCGAUCCCGCAGCCCUUCUCCCCCAAAGAAAUCCAAGGCUCGGAUAGAGCCCGACCGAGUUGACCGACGACCUCCUGCCAAGGGCACCCUUUGGACGCCCGAUGCCGACCUCACAGCCUCUCAACGUCCUUACGACAAAUCCAAUGUUGCUUCAAGAGUUUCAUCUACCCCAACAUCCAAGCCACCACAUCGCCAACCACGCACGUCGACAUCACGAAGCUCUACUCAAAUUGAGGAAAAUGACCCGACGGAACUGAUCAAGCAACCUGAAACCAGGCCAAUCUCCCAGGACCAACUGGUAGCCGAGGUGAAGGGAAUCUACGCCGGGCUGGUGAUGGUGGAGAGCAAAUGCAUCGAGGUUGACAAUGCCCAAAACUCACAAAAUGACCCAACAAACAAACUCAACAACGAGCAAUGGCAAGCCUUGAUCGCUCUCCACAGGACCCUGCUUCACGAACACCACGACUUUUUUCUCGCUUCUCAGCACCCUUCUGCGAGUCCUGCCUUGCGGAGAUUGGCAUCGAAGUAUGCCAUGCCUGCACGCAUGUGGCGGCAUGGUAUUCAUUCGUUCCUCGAGCUGCUUAGACACCGGCUGCCAGCGAGUCUUGAACACAUGCUGAUGUUCAUUUACCUCGCAUAUUCAAUGAUGGCUCUUCUCUACGAAACUGUUCCGGCUUUCGAGGAUACCUGGAUCGAAUGCCUUGGUGACCUUGGGCGUUACAGGAUGGCCAUCGAGGAUGACGAUAUCCGGGAUCGGGAAAAUUGGACCGCCGUGAGUCGUCACUGGUAUUCCAAGGCUUCUGACAAGGCUCCAACCACCGGGCGGCUGUAUCACCACUUGGCCAUUCUUGCUCGUCCCAAUGCGCUUCAGCAGCUCUAUUACUACACCAAGUCCCUUUGUGUCGCGAUUCCCUUCGGCUCUGCUCGUGAGAGUAUCAUGACCCUGUUCGACCCAAUCAUGGCCCCGACUCCCAAUCAGCAGCAAUCGAGGCUCUCGGUUGCCGAGUUCGCAUUUGUCAAGGUCCAUGCCAUCAUGUUCAGCGGCAAGCAGAUGGAGAAGCUGCAUUCAACUAUGGAUGACUUUCUUCAGUCUCUGGACAGCCAAAUCACCCGCUCCAGCCGCAAGUGGCUCGAGGCCGGCUACCACAUGGGCAUUUCGAAUUGCUGCGCUGUGAUUGGCUACGGAAACGAAGCCAACCCAAUCUCGAAGUCAUUGAAGCAAAGCCGUGGUGCCGAUGAAGAAGCCCAAGAUCAGUUGAUGGCAGACGGCGAUCUUGGUUCUCCUGUCCCUGAAGACUUGGCCAAUGCGCUCAAGCUCUUUUCUCAAACCUACGAUAUUGUCGCGCGUAGGGAUGGCGACCCUAACAUUCUUCCAUUCCUUCAUGUGUCUCUGGUUUUCAUUUACCACCUUACGUUCUUGCCCGAGACCAUUCAUUUUGUGGCACCUUCAUUUCCUUGGAAGCGGACUGCGUUGAUGAUGAAUACGUUGCUUGGGUCUUGCAAGAACUAUAGUCGCGUUGAGGAAACCGUUCUUCCCAGGUCUGAGUCUCGAAGACCUUUGCCAGAGGACUAUGCCAUGCGGGGCCUUGCUUGGGCGGACAGAGUUUCUCCCAGUGAUUGCUUCUCGAACGAGAAGAUCGACGAUGACGAAAAGUAUUUUGAAGUUGCUUCCAUGGCCGAGGAGCGCAAGGAGCGUGUGCUGUGGUUGGGACACAAGAUCGCAACCUCCAAUCCUAGAUGGCUGCGGUAUAAUGCGUCAACCCAUGAGUUCACUGUUGCCCCUGAGUAUGAGACAGAGGCAAAAGGGACACCAAUGAGCUCAGUGGAGAGUGUUGAGAUGGGAGAGCUUCCUGAUGCUGCUGCCAUCACCUCUUGA
Messenger RNA from Podospora bellae-mahoneyi, 2907 nucleotides. RefSeq lists its product as uncharacterized. The transcript is spliced from 2 exons. Gene Ontology annotation, molecular function: telomerase RNA binding; protein binding; telomeric repeat DNA binding. Bases 631 to 2907 code for a protein of 758 amino acids. Lineage: Eukaryota; Fungi; Ascomycota; Sordariomycetes; Sordariales; Podosporaceae. The record is from RefSeq and is a predicted model, not a curated record. Gene Ontology annotation, biological process: nuclear-transcribed mRNA catabolic process, nonsense-mediated decay. Gene Ontology annotation, cellular component: telomerase holoenzyme complex.